Lytechinus pictus (painted urchin) is the source of this 9711-nucleotide messenger RNA. Its product is annotated as anoctamin-4-like. The record is from RefSeq and is a predicted model, not a curated record. The transcript is spliced from 29 exons. Lineage: Eukaryota; Metazoa; Echinodermata; Echinoidea; Temnopleuroida; Toxopneustidae. Gene Ontology annotation, cellular component: plasma membrane. Bases 256 to 3192 code for a protein of 978 amino acids. Gene Ontology annotation, biological process: chloride transmembrane transport. Gene Ontology annotation, molecular function: protein dimerization activity; chloride channel activity.
ACAAUACUGUUGUGAAACAUUCCACAGAUGAGGAAGUUUAAUGGGGUCUGAAUAGAAUUCUAAAGAGUUUGGACCACAAGGAACACCAAUGGAUGUGUAAACAAAAUAGGUGUGUUUAAUUCUAAUGCGCUCAGUCUGAUCCGGGCCUAAUGAUCUAAACUUUGGAUCCUACCUACGUGGAUAUAGAAAUUGACAGAUUGAGCCAAAUUCCUGUAUUGUGUAGAGAGGCCGAGCUAUUCGGUGGAAUACACUGUGAUGAGCACCUUUCGCCCAAGUAGUAUACUUGGCAAAAAGAAACAAGACGAGGAAGCAAUUCUGAAGAGCUACAAGUCGUACACCGAGACCGACGACACCUCCGAACCGGCUGCGGCGCCACCCCCUCAAACCAUUGGGUUUGAAGGAGUGCAAGCUGAUGGAGCAGCAGCUGCUAAUCCGCAGGAGAUUGAACUGACGGAGAACCAAGAUGGCCCACCAAACGACAAGGAGGACCAACCGCUCCACGAAGGGAAAACUCUCCAUGGAAUAGACCAUGAUUAUGAGUCCAUUAUACGUGUACAGCAUCUGUAUCCAAAUUUGCUAGCACAAACUGAUGAUGAAUAUCCUGAGUCUCCAGCCAAGAAAGACGACAGCAGCUUCAACGACCUCUUCUUCCGAGAUGGCACACGACGGAUCGACUUCGUCCUGGCGUACAGGAAGAUGGAGAGUGAGGAGAGGGAAGAGAAGAGAGUGAGAAAGAGGACGAACUACGAGGCCAAUCUCGUUGAUGAAGGCCUUGAGCUUGAGUACGAGAACUCAGAGGGGCCGGAGCCGAACCCAGAAGACCCAGAAUCCCACGACAACCGCACCUUCUUCGUGAAGGUCCACGCUCCAUGGGACCUGAUGACUCGCUAUGCUGAGGAACUCAAGAUCAAGAUGCCCAUCGAGGAAAACAACAUGGAAGAACCUGUGAAUGUAUUCAACUGCAUUGACAAGCUCUGGACUCCUUUUGAGCUGAGUGAUGAUUAUGUCAAGCCAGAGCCAGAUGUCUUCACUGCCCCAUUCAUCAGGGACAGAGAAAAUGAAUUUAUCAUGCACAGCAGGGAAACGUUCUUUCCCAACAACAUCCGCAACAGAGUGGUUUAUGAGAUCUUAGAGAGGAUGCGCUACGAUCCAAAUGACCCAUCAAAGUUUGGUAUUGACCACUUGAUCGCUAACGGAUCCUACUACGCUGCCUAUCCACUCCAUGAGGGCAACUACAAGAGCGAGCAUUCCUUACUGACCCAUGGGGCACAGAACGAUAGGCAUCUGCUGUAUGAAGAAUGGGCAAGGCCAGGAAGAUGGUACAAGAAGCAACCUUUAGAUCUUAUCAGGCGGUACUUUGGAGAGAAGAUUGGUAUCUACUUCUGUUGGUUGGGCUUCUACACCGAGAUGUUGACGUGGGCUGGAUUUGUUGGUCUGAUUGUAUUCCUCUAUGGAUGUAUCUCCCUACCGAGCAGUACAGUGGUGAACGAGAUCUGUGAAGGCACUGACAUCAUCAUGUGUCCACUGUGUGAUAAGAGAUGUCCUUACUGGACGUUAUCGGACAGUUGUUUCUACUCUAAGCUGACGUACCUGUUUGAUAAUGAAGCGACAGUCUUCUUUGCUUGUUUCAUGUCCCUCUGGGCUACCAUGUUCUGUGAAUUCUGGAAAAGAAGACAGAACACGAUUGACUAUGACUGGGACUUGUUUGGCUUUGAAGAACAAGAGGAGAACAUUCGUCCUGAGUUUGAGGCCAAGGCACCAGACCGAAGAGUCAGUCCCAUCACCAACCUCCCAGAGCCGUACAUGAAGUUCUACCGUCGCUUCCCACGCUUUAUGACGUCCAUCACUACAAUUGCGUUUAUGAUUCUGCUCGUCAUGGCAGCUGUCAUGACCGUCAUCAUCUACAGAAUCGUCGUCAAGGCAGCCAUCUUCUCAAUCGACCAGGAAUUCAUCUCAUCUUUCUCCUCCAUCAUCACCUCGGUAACGGCUUCCUGCAUCUCGCUCAUCCUCAUUAUGAUCCUUCAACUGUUGUACGAACGGAUUGCUGUGUGGCUAACCAACCUUGAAUUGCACCGAACGGAGACCGAGUACGAAGACAGUUUCACCUUCAAGAUGUAUCUCUUUGCAUUCGUCAACUACUACUCUACCAGUUUUUACAUUGCGUUCUUCAAGGGACGCCUACCCGGUACUCCAGCUGACUAUGGCCGUGUGUUUGGUAUCUGGCGUCAAGAAGAGUGUGACCCAGCAGGGUGCAUGCAGGAACUAUUCAUCAACAUCGCCAUCACUAUGUGCGGAAAGCAGUUCUUCAAUAACUUCAUGGAAUUGGCUUUGCCUGUCGUCUUGAACUUCUGGCGCUCCCGUACUGGUCGCAAGGAAGAAAAGAGCGGCAAGGGACGCUACGAGCAGUGGGAGCAAGAUGCUGACUUGGCCGACCUUGGACCACGAGGGCUCUUCAAAGAAUACCUUGAGAUGGUCGUUCAGUUUGGUUUCUCAACCAUCUUCGUGGCUGCUUUCCCCCUUGCCCCUCUCUUCGCUCUUCUCAACAACCUUAUCGAGGUCCGUCUCGAUGCCUACAAAUUCAUCUCUCAGCUUCGACGACCCGUCGCCAAGCGGGCUCAAGAUAUCGGUGCUUGGUAUGCAAUCCUAGUUUCCAUUGGAAACCUGUCUGUCUUGACUAAUGCACUCGUCAUUGCUUUUACCUCUGAGUUCAUCCCCCGUCAAGUUUAUAAAUAUUACUAUGGUGGCGAAGAAAACAGUCUUGUUGGCUACAACAACUGGUCACUUUCCUAUUUCCAGACCAAGGAUUUCCAGGACGAUUCGAAGCCUUCUGAUCCGUCUUACCCAAGGGUUGAACCAGAUGACCCGAACUAUGGUCUUAACGUCUCUAUGUGCAGAUACCGUGGCUACUACGAUGAGAAUUACGAGGUCACUUUGGACUACUGGCUUAUAAUCGCGAUCAAGCUGGCCUUUAUCUUGCUCUAUGAGCAUCUCGUCUUAUUCAUCAAGUUCUUUGUGGCCUACAUCAUUCCCGACAUGCCCGAUUUCGUCAAGAACCAGAUCAAGCGCGAGAACUACCUAGCCCAGCAGGCCUUGCGCACGGCCUUGGUAGAGAACCGGGGCAAGAGCAAGAAGAUGGUCCCGCCCGGCGGACCUGAAGACGCCUCCGGCGCUUCCGGCCCCGUCGAGCCCUAAACCGGCUUCCCGUCGCCACGACUACGCAUCAUCCAUCAGCGAUCUUCACUAUCAUCGCGUCUGCAUCCACUCAUUUCAAACCAGAGCAUAUCUUUCUAAAUUCGACUUGCCUCGUACACGACAGUGGCCUCUGUGGAGCAAUUCACUUCCUCAGAACAUAUUUCAUACUGUAUUUUAUAUAUAGCCCCCUCUAUAGACCAAAACUGUCAGUAGUGAUGGUUGUUCAUAUUUUUCUGUCAGCUGUUUUCUGUCAUUCUUGUAUAUAUCAAUACCUGACUUUGUAUUGUACCAUAAUCUGUAUCAUUUAAAAGAAAUGUUGAAGCAUUUACAUAUAUCAUUUACUUUUACACUUUCCAUAACCUUUUCUUUGAAUGCUGUGUCUUAAUUCAGAAUUAGAACAAGAAUCCAUGUUCAGUGUUAUUUCUGUUCUCAUUCUUCAUAAGAAAGUUUGAUUCUUGAAAUAUGCAUGUGACUUUCCUAACAGGGUUUCACCUUCUAAAUCUUGUUAUUAACAAGUUUUCUUGAAUUGAUGUUUCUACAUUUAAUUGAUCAAAACAUGUGUUAUACUAGCAUUUCAUAAGAGGCUUGACUAGUGAAUAAUGGAAAUAUUGAUAUAUGUUGUAUCAUGUAAUUAUGCUCUAUGCACUUAAGAACGAAAGGAGAGAAAAAUCAUUAGUUGCUGCUUCACCUAUUUUGUUGUGUGGUAAUGUGUUUGCAAUCAUCUUUACCCCUAUUUACCCCUUAUUUCACUCUCACUUGGCAUAAAUUCUUUCAUGAAAUCUUUCUAUCCAUUGCCAAUUUGAAGAAUGCAGUGAUCUCGCACUCUUAAUGAACUUUAGUAGCAUAUUGUCAAUUUUGAUCCUGCCGUGUUGCUGUAAUACAUAUAAACUUGGCUGAAGAAAAAUUUCGUAACACAGAUUGUUGCAUUUUAAGUUUAAAAAAGAAGUAAAAUAUAUAUGCCGAGGAUUGUGAAUAUUCAUCAUAUUUUACAAUGUCCAUAUUUUAAUAAUUUAUUAUGUUUAGAACUAUGCAACAAACUGCCAUCAUGGUUAUACCAGUCCGUGUCAUUGGGUUCAUAAAAAAAAGCAAUGGCACGAAUACAAUGUAAUCCAUUGCAUCCCCUAAAAUGAAGAAUGAAAAUCAUCCUUAAUUCUCAAAUUUGUUUAUUGGGUUUAUUAAGUGUUACUUUCUUGGACUGUGGACAAAACGAACUGUCGUAAACUGGCUCUUUUUUUUACAUACUUGUAUACCUCCAAGCUACAUUAUGACGAGAAAUAUCUAGUUGUGUGUAGCUUUGCACAUUACCUUGUGGUUAUGAAAUAUCAGAUAUUGGUGAUGUCGAUCUUGUCCCCAGUUGUCUUGAAUGAAUGAUCCUGUGUUUACAUAAAUUUCAUUCAAGUUCUCUGUGAAUAAGUUGUCUACAUAUCAUUUGCUCUGUCUAUAUAAAAUCAUCACUCGGUCUUGUUGUCAGCUCAUUCUUCAUACAUGUUGCUUUCAAAAUUUUCUUUGAAAAAUAGCAUUGCCUGUACGUAAAACAACCCCACAAUUGACCUACCGCAUGCAUGGAAUAUUCUGAAAUAUGUAUGGUUGUGUAUAUUGUAAUCAGUGUCACCUGUUUAUAUUAAAAGUCUAUACCUUUCUCUCUUUUUUUGCAUCCUCAAUAUUUCAAGUAUGAGUGUGCUAGCUUAGAGGCAUGCAGGGUUGAAUGUAUGUGGUUUUGUUGUAUUGAGUAUCAGCAGUCUGAGUUUGAUUUGGUUGUCAGUUUUCAGGAAUUUAGCUUAUUUGAUCCUCACUCCACUCAUGCCUGGCUUAUGUAUAUGAUUUGAAUAUUUGCAUCAUUAGGAUUUGAGAUUAUUUUCAUUUCCAAUUUGAUUUGAAGUUUGUUUUCCAAGUCAUCUCAUUACUUUAUGAUUUAUUUCUUUUCCUUUCCCAUCCCUCGCGCAUGAACCCGCUUCCUCAUUACCUGACAUUGCAUUACCCCCGAAACCCAUUUCUGCAUCCCGACCAAUUGCUUCUGAUUGCCGUGGCAACCGCAUCCCAGCAUGUCAUCAUCAUCGUGAAGAUGUUCACUGCUUACGUCAUCCCGGAUAUGCCCGAUAACGUCAAGAACCAGAUAAAGAGGGAGAACUUCCUCGCCCAGCAGGCGCUACAUGAGCUUACCUUGAGCAAGGGUAAGGCGAAGUCGGCGGAGGUAGCCAUACCUCCUCACGAGGCAGACGCAAUGGUAUAAUGAGAGGUUUGGAGGAUUUGGGAGGGACAGUGACAGCUCACAGUGGGACCACACCCAUUCUCUCAUCAACUCCUGGGUCCUGUUUCUUGAAGACUUGUUACAAUGACAAAUGGACAAUUUCUGUUACAAGUUUUCUCUUAGCCAAUCAAAUUGAAUGAUUUCAGUAGCUUGAAACUGUUAUUGCAAGUUUGUUUUUAUAACAUGUUUUACUAAACAGGCACCCAAAGGGGCUAUCACCCCUGACCACAAUAGCCAGUGUAUGGCAAGCUGACAAAAGUGUGGAAAGCCAUUUUUAUCAUAAAUGUCUUACAUGUAUUUUCUUUUAUCCAGAAAUAAUUUCUUCAUAACAAGAAUUCAAUUCUUGAUACCAAAAAUUGUUGUUAACAAAACAAAAUGAUUUUCUUGACAUCAGGAAAUUGAUCCUUGAUAUUAAGAAUGUAAAUACAUGAAAAAAAAUGAAAGGAAGGAUAAAAAGUGAUAAAUGGCUUGCCAUACAAAGUUGGCGUACACUGGCUAAAGCAUCCACUUGUGCCAGCCCUUGACUCUUGAUUAAAAAUCUGUUUUCGAGGAACCAGUGCAAGUGACGUUUCAGAACACAUUGCUUCUAAUAUCCUUUCCAACUUGGCUUGAAUUAAUUUAAUAACCAAAUCAAUCUUUGAAAUGAUUCAAACCAUUGAUCACUAGAGCUAGGUAGAACAGUGUGAAAAGCUAUUGGUACCACAGAAUUGGUUAAUUGACUAAUAGGUAUUGCACAUUGCAUGUUUAAAUCAAAUGGAAUAACUUUGCAUGCGAUUGAAGUAUUCUUCUGUGAUACUAGUAAUGAGGCCUUUUCUUACAGUAGUUUCAUUCUACGUCAGUUUAUUGAUUGAUGCGACUAUGAAUGAUGCAGACGUGAAGGUAUCCUGUUGGAGAGAACGCAGUAUCCCAGUGUGUUUAUGAAGUGGAACAUGAUGUGUGUUGUAUUCACACUUAGUCCAAUGUGUGAACACACUGUGAACACUCCCACUGUGGAGGUGUUCACAGUGUGGAAUCAUCUUCACAUUGUCACAUUUGAAUGUGGUAACAGUGUCAUUCACAUUUUCAAAUAGUCCACAAUGCACAUUGUGAACACACGGUAGAGGUGUCCGCACAGUGUGGACACAUUGUUGUAGUUUAAUGUUUUCACAGUUCACAGUUUUACAUAGUCCACACUGUGAACACACAGCAUGCCACCACUGUACAAGUGUGAAGUAAUCUUCACAUUGUUACAAUUGAAUAAUGCAAAUCACAGUUUCAUAUAAUCCACUAUGUGAGCACACUGCAAACACACUGUGAACACACUGUGAAUACACUAAAAUUCACUGUAAGCACACUGUGAAUACACUGAACACACUGUAAACAUACUGUGAACUCACUGAAUGCACUGAACACACUUGAGUACACUGAACACACUGUAAACACACUGUGAACACAGUGCAAAUACACUGAACACACUAUAAACACUAUACACACACUGAACACACUGUGAAUACACUGAACAUACUUUGAACAUACUGUGGACACACUGAGAGCACUGUGAACACACUGUGAACUACAUGUUACUGACUACACUACAAACACACUAUUAACACACUAAACACACUGUGAACACUGUUCUCUCCAGGAGGGAUGGAUAUGUGAUGAUUUUUUUUCAUUCCACAGUGAUGAUUCAAGUCACGUUGAGAACUGUCUUGAUGAACUUCAGAAAGUUUAUUUUAAAACUUUGCAAACAUUUUGAGAUAUUCAGGGUCAUGUUAUGUACAAAAAUAUUGUACAGUUUAUUCGCUUAUUAAUACUAUAUUAGAAUAGUUUAUAUUCAGAAUGUUUGCAUCUGUAUAGAAUUUUUUCAACUUGGCUGGUUCAGAGCCUUUGUUGUAAAGGUAUGCCAGUUUAUAAGAAAAAUUUGAAUCCGAGUCAUAGUCGUAUAUUUUCUUGCUAUAGUUUAGGAUAGACAUGUAUAAAAUAAUGAACUUUAGCCUUUCUUGCAGGCCCUGUAAUCAAACAAUUUUGAUAUCUGUGGAUAUUUCUCAUAACAUGUAGUUGUAUGUAUUCAUCAGUUACUGUAAAUAGAUUACAUAAUCUCAUAAUAUCAGGUGUUGGGGGUAUCACAAAUAUUAAUACGUGCAUGCAUAAUUAAUCUUUAUGAAUAUUAUUUGCAUGUUUGUUAGGGACUGGCUCUUUUUACAGUAAAUGCAUGGUUCAUUUCAUUGAGUUUUCUAUCACAAUGUGAUAUGUUCUAUGUUGGAUAGGGACUACCUUUGUUUAAGAAUCCUGUAGAGUCUUAUUCGUAAGUGUAAAAAAAUUUGUAAUUGAAUGAAAUAAAUUUUUAAUUAUGAAUAAAUCUAAGGUAUUUAUUACCAUAUAUGAUUAACAUGUUGUGUUUUUUUUUUAUUCAAGUUUUAUAUAUUUUCUUCAGGGACAUCUGAUAUGUGACUAACUGUCCUUUGUUGAAGUUGAAUAACAAAUUGUUGGUAAUCCAAGAGAUAAUUUAAUUGAUCAGUGUUCAAAAUAAUAGAAUUUUUUGUACAAAUUAGAUGCAAUUGUUGCAUUGUUGAGGAUUAUUCAAACUUCCUUAUUACAGUUAAAUUGUACCCUUAUGUAUCUUCAAAUUUUGAGAAAAUAAUUUAACUUUUUGAAAAAGCUUGAUUGAAUUGAGAUCAAAUUUGUGUUCAAGGGCACAUCUAAAAAUAUGUCUCAUUUUAUUUUCUGUGUGUUGACCAAAUUUUAUAUUUUGUAGUGUUGCCGUCUUUCAAACUCUGUUUCAAAAUAUACUUUUUGAUUUACUUAUUAAAGUCUUUUUGUUUUGUUUAGAACAUUUUCUAUAGCCUCAGGAACACCUUUCUUGUCUGUUUCUUAUUCUUCACAUAGCCAAACAAAUGAUUUUGGCUUAGGUUAAUAGGAUAAUAAUAUCCAAGUCAUUCGAAAGCGCAUAUAGCCAUUAGAUUCAUAAUGUGAUAUGCGCUAUACAAGAACUGUUUUUUUUUAUUAGUAGUAUGAGGUUUUUGUAAUUACCAUGAAUACAUACAUAUGUUUGAUUAUAAGAUGGUGCCUAAUUGGGAUACGAAUAUCAAAAUCUUCCACUUUUGUAUUACUAUUUAUUUUUAUUCUUUUUGGAUAAUAUAUUAGAAAUAUGCACACCGUUUCAUGUGAGAAAAAUUCAUAUAAUCUUUUUAGCAACCCAACAAGUGAUGUUUGUGUAUAAAUCUGCUCCAAAACUUAUGAGAUGAAAAUUUGAGUACAAAUCAAGCAAUGCUCGUAGUAACAUUAUAUGCAUAAGGCAGUGUACUUAGCUUGUUACGUAUGCUCAUUUCAUGGAUAAAUAUGGAACUCAUAUUUUCAAAUGGAGAUACUUGGGCAUACAAGCACAUACCAGUCAUGGAGAUCAGAGGCUGCAUCUGAUGUUAUUCUUUAAAUUUCGUGGAAAAGGAAGUGUGGAAUGUGAUCUUAAAGUUCACAUAAACAAGCUCACAAUUUAUACCAUGUAUGAAUUUAAAUACUACAUGUAUCUGCUUUGCAUUUUGUAGGUCAUGCAUAUUCAUGAGUUAACCUAAACUGUAGACUUGCAAGUAAUUUUUGAAACACUAUUUAGGUGAAGAUUUGUCUAUUUGUAAAGGUGUUUUCCCCAUCUUUAGUUUUUUAUUUUUCAUUCUUUACCCAUUUAACUUGAACCAAUCUAUUUUUGCAUGUGUAGAGGAGUACUCUAAUCCACUUGCGAAUAAAAAAUCAAUUGUAACUUUCACGUAAACUUGACUUUGCUUGUGAAAGUCCUGUGCCAUGGUAAUUACAAUUGAUUACAAAAAUACCAUUGAUUAUUAAAGUUUUAUGCAAUAGGGGCCCAAGCCUUUCUUAAUUAAUCUAUGUUGACUUAAAAAAAAAUUCCUCUGAGCGGCUUUUCUUUUUAUUACACAUUUAGAGCCUAUCUCGAUCUUACUGAUGUAAAAGCCUAAUUGAUGAUACACCAUUUUCUUUUCAUUUAUUUAAACAAUUAUUUAGUAUAUUCACAAAAUCUAUAUACAUGUAUGUGUUAUUCUUUUGUAUAAUGUACGUUCGCCCAAUGUUUAUAUUUUUAUAUAUGGAAUUGACUGAUUGUGUAAUCAAUAAUAAUUAUGAAGUGUUAGAAGUUGUACGUGGUUUUAGUUGUACAUUUAAGAUUGUCUUUGUUUAGAAUGUAGAAAUGUGUUUCUUGUAUAAGCUUCAAUAUUAUUCAUCAUAUGUAAGUAAUGUUUUGAAUGAUUAAAGUCUGGAUAUUGUGCUCGAGAAUGAUAACAUAA